CGAGAUGGAUAGUUUGAAGAGAGGGGGGAAGAAGGUUUUUGAUAAGAUUAUUAGAGGGCUGAAUGACCCGAGAAGGAUUAAUGUGGAGGAAAUACAAAAGGUAACAGCCUCAAUUGAACAAAAAGUGUUACAAAAGGUAGACAAGCUCCAAAUCGAUCUAGCUCUAGAGCCUGUUGAAUUAACCAAAGUUAUCGAAGAAGAAGAUCACAAAUUACAUCUACAAGAAAUAAAAUACCUGAAUAAGAUCUCUCCUCAAAAAGUGAGAAAGAUUGACAUUAAGAAGCUUAGAACUCAUCUGUCCAGUUCUAUGACUAGUAAAAGUAUCGAUCGGGAUGGCACAUGAAGUUCAGGUUCCCAAAAAUCCCUCAAUAAAAUCCCUCCGCAUGAAGAAAUUAUGAAAAGAGUAAAGAAGAACAGAUCUGAGCGCCAAAAAAGACUUCUAUCAGAGCAAAAAUAAACAGCAAAAGCAAGAACAAGAGGCUCUUCUCGAACGAGAAAGGAGGCGUCAAGAAGAAGACGCCAUGCGCCAAAAGAGAUACGAACAACUUGAGAUUAAAAUUAAGGAAAAGCAGAAAGAAAGGAAGCAACAGCGGGAGGCUCAAGAGAAGGAAUACAAAGAACGUAUCAGGAAGAUCAGAAGUGUAGAGCCAGCUUAUAAGAAGAUGGCAAAUAAGUACAGACAAGAGGUUGAGUUGCCUGAAAUUAGAGAAAAAAUGGCCAGACUUAGGGAUAUGAAAUACGAUGUUUAUCAUUAUAAACCUAAUAAUCAAGAGCUUAAUCAUCAUUCCAAGAUCGUUGAAAAUGAAAUCAAAGUGAGACUUCAAGAGUCUGUGGAGAGAAGGGCUCAAGAAAUGAGAAAGCAAGCUAGAACUCAUGCUCAUCUGAAAACUCACACACAAGUUAGAGUUAAGAUGCAAGAUGACUUAGUCAAAAUUUUAAGGGAAGAACAGAAUGAGAAUAAACAACGAAUGCUCAAGAAGCGCAAAGAGUUUGGAAAUGUUAUAAACAAGCUAUAUAAACCAACUAUUAGCUUAAAGAAAAAGACUGAAAUGGAGAAACUUAUUAAGAGUGCUCAAGGUACCUCAGUAGAGGAUAUCCCCAAGAUAAAGUAUGAGAGACCUAAGGAUUCUAUUCUUAAUAAAGAACAAGUAGAAUCUAUAGAUAAGAGGUUAGAUCCAGAAACAAUAGACUAUUAUCACCAUCAAAGUGAACACAACAGUAGUACUGCUGCUAAUGAUGAGCACUUUAAAACUCUGGCUUUUAGCAAGAGAGAUUUCAUGGAAGAGCAUUCUCCAAGUAGAGCAUAUGCCCCAAGAGAAGAACUCCAUCCUGUGAAGGAGAAACCACUAAAGAGGAGAAUUAAGAAGUCUCAUACAAGAAGUAGGUCAUCUUUAGAUACUGCUUCUAAAAGAGGAUACAAAGGAUCAUACUUGAACAUGUCUCCUUCUAGAAACCCUGGCUCAAAGAAUUUCAAUAUGGCUCUAGAUUAUCUUGCUGAAAGAAGAAGGAAGAGAAAAGAGAACCCCAGUAAAAUUGAAUAUAAAGAAAGUAUCCCCAAAAUCUUGGUUGGGGACAAACUUUCUGCUGUGAGGAAUAUUCUAACUGAAGCUAGAAGAGUUGAGAAAAUAGCAGAAAAAUAUGAGCAGAAUGGAGACAAAAAUAUCAGAGUCACUGAUAUAGGUAAAGAAAAUACAAUGGUCGGCAUGAUAUAUGCAGACUCGAUAUUAGCUAAAGCUGCGAUUUUGGAACAACUUUAA
Moneuplotes crassus is the source of this 1757-nucleotide messenger RNA. Lineage: Eukaryota; Ciliophora; Spirotrichea; Euplotida; Euplotidae. The record is from the annotation of a GenBank genome assembly.